Molecule: messenger RNA, 1738 nt
Organism: Nicotiana tabacum (common tobacco)
Lineage: Eukaryota; Viridiplantae; Streptophyta; Magnoliopsida; Solanales; Solanaceae
Source: RefSeq, a predicted model, not a curated record
UUAUGGCCACCUCAGUUAGAACCCACAUGCUCAUUUCUCACCACCACCGUCACCACCACUUCCACCACCGUCUCCGGCCGCCAUGCAAAGUGGAGCUGCCGGCGAAGAGUCAAACUCUGGUCUUCAUCAAAUCUUGGUUGAAAAAUUCUUCUCACUGGAAUCAAGUUAUAGGAAACUUGUGGAACAAUUCAAUUUGUUAUAUCAAGAAAAAAAUAAGAAAAGUAUUGUAAAUAUGGAUUCAGAUGAAAAAUUAACAGAUUUUUCAGGUGAAAUGGAGUUAUAUUCUGGAGUUUUCUUUAGUGGGAGUCCGUACAAGAACGUGUUGAAUUGCAUGGGUCAUGCAGUUCACGUUAAUAGAGCUGAUACUGGAGAAAUUAUUUACUGGAAUCGAUUUGCUGAAAGACUUUACGGUUAUAAAGAUCAUGAAAUACUUGGACAAAGGUCCACUGAACUGCUUAUCUGUGAAGAAUAUCAUGAACUGGCUAGGAUUUUCAUGGAAAAGUUGAGCUGUGGAGAAUCAUGGUCAGGUCUCUUUCCUUUUAAGAAGAGGUCCGGUCAGAUCUUUAUGGCAAUGGUGACGAAAAGCCCAUUGUACGAGGAUGGUGAGCUUUUUGGUGUUAUCACUGUUUCGAAUGACACGGCUUCAUUUAUUAAUGUAAACCCAAGGAACGCUAGCAUCCAUGAGGAUAAUAGUCAACCUGACGCACGAGGAAUAAAUUUCAAAAGGAUUCAAUGGCAGCCAAGGCCACAAAUUGCAUCGUCUGUUUCAAAUCUGGCCUCGAAAGUUUUCUCACUGAAGCGUGGAGAGGAUACGUGCAACACAUCUGGAGAUGCAAGGGACAGAGAUCAGGUGGAUUUAGAUGCCAAAGAAGGGAAACCGCUGAAGCCGCCCAGAGCACCUGCGGCACGGCUGAGUUUCAAUUUGCUUGGCGGGAAGAAUAAAGCUAAUGCAGAGAGCUCUGAGAAGGAUGAGUCUACAUUUGACAUUGCUCAGCCUUCCAAAAUCGCAGCAAAGGUUAUGUCAAAGCUGAACAUUGCAGGAUUUGGGCACCUUGGUAAAGAGAAGGGUCAACACAAUGGGGAUGACAAUACUCGUGUUAGAGAGGAUGUAGCUGAACCAUAUCCGCCCACAGCUUCAGACGCUAAAUCAAAUUGUUGUCACUUUGGUGAUGAACAUAUUUACCUCCAGAAAAACCAGAAAAGAACUUGUUUUGAUCCGGGACCAACGUGUGCCCCUACAACGGGGCAAGAUGUUGUAGAGGGUCCAAGUGGAACCUUCUCAAGGAACUCCAAGGAAUGUCCCGAGGCAUCUAAAAUUCCUGAGCAGUAUCCGGGAUCAUGUAUGAAUGAUGAAGAGCUUAAGCCACAGCUCAGAAAAUCAAAUCUCUCAGCGGUGGAAGAUUCAUCGCAGCAGCUUUUAGAAUGCCAGCAAUCACCAAAGUCAGGGGGGAGCGUUGAUAGCCGUGGAAGUUCAUCAAACAUAACUGAGAAUGAGUUAAGCUUGAUGGUAGAUUGUGAAAUCUUAUGGGAAGAUAUCAUCCUAAAGGAGGAAAUUGGACGAGGUUCAUAUGGUGUUGUAUAUCAUGGAAUCUGGAAUGGAUCGGAUGUUGCUGUUAAGGUUUAUUUCGGGAAUCAAUGCUGCGAUGAAACAUUGCUCGACUACAAAAAGGAGGUAUGUGAUACCUGUUGCGGAAGCCAAAUGUAUAUAGUGUGAAUAAGUCACAACUACUAUACCAAA